Messenger RNA from Acanthosepion pharaonis, 672 nucleotides. Lineage: Eukaryota; Metazoa; Mollusca; Cephalopoda; Sepiida; Sepiidae. The record is from the annotation of a GenBank genome assembly.
AUGUUCAUAUCUAUCUAUCUAUCUAUCUAUCUAUCUAUCUAUCUAUCUAUCCCAUUCUGUUUCAAUCUAUCUAUCUAUCCUUUACUCUGUUCAUAUCUAUCUAUCUAUCUAUCUAUCUAUCUAUCUAUCUAUCUAUCUGAUUCUGUUUCAAUCUAUCUAUCUAUCCUUUACUCUGUUCAUAUCUAUCUAUCUAUCUAUCUAUCUAUCUAUCUAUCUAUCUUAUUCUGUUUUUCUUCAUUAUUAUCUAUCUAUCUAUCUAUCUAUCUAUCUAUCUAUCUAUCUAAAUUUGUUUAUAUCUGUGCUAUCUAUCCUAUUGUCUUUCUUUCUUUCUUUCUUUCUUUCUUUCUUUCCCAUUCUGCUUCUAUCUAUCUAUCCUAUUGUGUUUGUUCUGUUUGUUUGUUUGUUUCUUUCUUUCUAGCUAUCCUAUUGUGUUUCUAUCUAUCUAUCUAUCUAUCUAUCUAUCUAUCUAUCUAUCUCAUUCUGCUUAUCUAUCUAUCUAUCUAUCUCAUUCUGCUUCUCAGCUUAAUAUUAUCUAUCUAUCUAUCUAUCUAUCUAUCUCAUUGUGCUUAUUUGUUUCUUUAUUUCUAUCUAGCUAUCUAUCCUGUUGUGUUCAUUUCUAUCUAUCUAUCUAUCUAUCUAUCUAUCUAUCUAUCUAUCUAUCUUUUGUACUAA